AGUCGCCAUGUCCCCGCUGUGCCCUCUCCUGUUGGCUCUAGCCCUGGUGGCUGUCCGUGAUGCCCACGGCGCCUGCCCGGUGCCGGCAGACCUGAAGAAGGCAGAUGGCACACGCACAUGUGCCAAGCUCUAUGAUAAGAGUGAUCCUUACUAUGACAACUGCUGCCAGGGGCCCGAGCUGUCCUUGGAGCCGGGCACCGACCUGCCCUACCUGCCCUCGGGCUGGGCCAACACGGCGUCCUCUCUGGUAGUGGCCCAGCGCUGCGAGCUCACUGUGUGGUCUCGCUCAGGCAAGGGUGGCAAGACACGCAAGUUCUCUGCGGGCAGCUACCCACGCCUGGAGGAGUUCCGCAGAGGCAUCUUCGGAGACUGGUCCAACUCCAUCUCUAGCCUCUACUGCAAGUGCAAUUGAUGCCUUGAGG
Acomys russatus (golden spiny mouse) is the source of this 422-nucleotide messenger RNA. It is a transcript of the gene Sycn, whose product is annotated as syncollin. The coding region runs from base 8 to 412 and encodes 134 amino acids. NCBI's taxonomy places the organism in Eukaryota, Metazoa, Chordata, Mammalia, Rodentia, Muridae. The record is from RefSeq and is a predicted model, not a curated record. Gene Ontology annotation, cellular component: secretory granule membrane. Gene Ontology annotation, biological process: exocytosis. The transcript has 2 exons.